CAUGCAGUAUGUAUUUUUAGACUUUUGCUAGCACGGAAAUAAUUAUGUGUGUAAUAUUUUUGUUCAUAUGAAAAUAGGUGGAAUUCGCUGAUAUUAUUCUGGUGAUAUAUUAUAUUCGGAAGGAUAUCCUUAUUUAAACCAGAGGUUAUGGCUGAAAUGCCCCAGCUUUUGAAUGGUUAUCACGACAACCACCACCGUUGCCAGCUUUUCAUAAAUCCAAAUCAUGAAAAUCCUCCUCAGACCUUCCGGCUUCGAACUGUAAAGACGCCCUGGUCAAUACAUAAUCGGUUCCUUGAACACCUUGAGGCUUAUGGACUCCUACAUUUUGCGAACAUCGCAGCUCGUCGAGGUAGUUUUACUGCCGACCCAUCCCUUUUGACAUCCCUCGUUGAUAGAUGGAGACCGAAGACCCACACAUUUCACUUUCGAUGUGGAGAGCUUGCACCUGCUCUAAAAGAUGUGUCAAUGAUCACAGCUUUACCAAUUAGAGGUGUGCCAGUGGUACAUCCACGAGUUUCUUCUAAUUGGCCAGCAGAUGUCUCUGCCCGUCUGAGGCUCGAAAUGCCCAUAUCAGAUCGUUCUGGUCAGCCUCGAGGUGUCCCACUCAGCUGGCUUCAUAUUAACUUCGAAAUUUUAUCUACCCAUGCUGAUCCUGAGACAACGAAGAGACACUUGUUUGCAUAUUUGUUGUGGCUCUUCGGUGUGAUGUUUCCUAAUUCUCACGGGGAGAUAGUUUUGCCUGGUCUCAUCUAUUUUGCCACAAAGAUAGUAGACGAACCUUUACCCCAAAAUCCACCAUAUAGCGUUGGUUCUGCUUUGCUUUCUCACACAUACCGAGGGUUGUGUGAUGCCACUCAAAAAACUGCAUUCACAUCUAAAGCUCCAUUACUUUGUGUCUCCUACGAGUUUCUACACUUGUGGUCCCGGGAAUACUUACCUGUAGGACGACCGCGGAUAGUAGAACCCGCAACCCCGUACAACUAUGGUGAGGGUGUUGUAACUAUGUCCAGCCGGUGGAUGCUGGGUCGAAAAAAAUGGUCUACUAAAAUUGCAAAAAAUUGUUACCCCAUAUACCAUGAUCAGUUUGAGCUUCUUAACGACUCACUAAUAACAUGGAACCCGUGGACUGAGGCGCACAUUGAUAUGGUAUUUGGUUCGCAACACAUGCCGGUGAAAUGCGUGAGAGAUAGUGCCUUCUGGAUGACUCGCUGCAAUUUACUCUAUCUAUGGUUUGUGGAACCGUAUAAUCCUGACCGUGUCAUGAGACAGUUCGGUCUAUAUCAAGAUAUUCCAUCACCGGUUCCAAGAUGUAUUGACGAAGAAACUCAUAAGUAA
Messenger RNA from Hordeum vulgare subsp. vulgare (domesticated barley), 1335 nucleotides. Its product is annotated as serine/threonine-protein phosphatase 7 long form homolog. The record is from RefSeq and is a predicted model, not a curated record. NCBI's taxonomy places the organism in Eukaryota, Viridiplantae, Streptophyta, Magnoliopsida, Poales, Poaceae. Gene Ontology annotation, biological process: meristem development; meristem maintenance. The transcript is spliced from 2 exons. The coding region runs from base 148 to 1335 and encodes 395 amino acids.